CAGAGGCCGCUAUGGCCCCGGAGGACGCGCGGGCCCCCCAGGCCUCCCCCUCCCCUCUCCUGGAUUUGGGGGGGGUCCUGGGGGAGGCCGAUCUCCCCGAUGUGGGGAAGGGGCUGCCCGGAUUUGGGUCUGGGGUCCCGGGGGUGCCGUACCACGAGCGGCAGCGCCGGCAGCUCUGCGCCCUGCACGCCCUCAACAACCUCCUGCAGCGGCCCUGGCUCAGCCAGGCCUCGGCCGACCGCAUCUGCCAGCGGUUGGCCCCAAAUUCGCGGCCCAACCCCCACCGGAGCCUCCUGGGCCUGGGCAAUUAUGACGUCAACGUGGUGAUGGCGGCGCUGGGAAUGCUGGGAUUGGCCGCGGUCUGGUGGGACAAGAGGCGCCCCCUGGAGCGCCUGUGCCUGUCCCACGUGCUCGGCUUCCUGCUCAAUGUCCCCUCCAGGGUGGCCUUGGGGACAUUGGCGCUGCCCCUGUCCCGUCCCCACUGGGUGUGCGUGAGGCCCUUUGGGGACACCUUCUACAACCUGGACUCCAAACUGGCCACGCCCACCCCCAUCGGGGCGGAGCCACAGCUCAGGGAGUUCCUGCGGGCGGUGCUGGCCCAGGCUCCCUCCGAGCUGUUCCUGGUGGUGUCGCGGGACGUGGAGGAGGCGGGGACCUGGCUGAGCCCCGAGUGACACCUGAGGGACACCUGAAGGCACCUGGGGACACUUGGAUGGCACCUGAGUGUCACUUGGAUGUCACCUGGGUGGCACCUGGGGACACUUGGAUGGCACCUGGGUGGCACCUGGUGACACCUGAGUGCACCUGGAGACACCUGGGAGUCACCUGGGUGGCACCUGGGGGCAUCUGGGGACACUUGGGUGGCACCUGGGGACACCUGGGCACCUCUGUGGCAUCAAAUCCCUCCCAAAAAGGAUUAAAAGCGAUCGGUGGCA
Agelaius phoeniceus (red-winged blackbird) is the source of this 935-nucleotide messenger RNA. RefSeq names its product Josephin domain containing 2 (gene JOSD2). The record is from RefSeq and is a predicted model, not a curated record. Gene Ontology annotation, molecular function: cysteine-type deubiquitinase activity. Lineage: Eukaryota; Metazoa; Chordata; Aves; Passeriformes; Icteridae. Gene Ontology annotation, biological process: protein deubiquitination.